UUAGAAAAACAACGCGUACUUGCCUGUUGAAGGCGUGUGCUAACCUUUCACCUUCGCUUUACGUCAGAAUCAGUGGCGCACAUUGGCUGUUGAGAAGCAUGACAUUUUCAGAGACGGACUGACCAUAAUUUAAAACUAGGCCGAGGCAUUAAAAAAAUGUUGUAUUGUUGAUGAUUUUUGUAUUUUUUAAGGAAAUGCAGUCUAUGUUGGACAAUGUAGCCUACAUAAAGUCAGAAAUGCGUCUCUAACGAAGCAGGCUAGCUGAUACAUUUUCCUCGUUUACGCCGUCUGGCCUCCAGGGUUCGGCAGGGGUGGUCCUGACUCUGAUGACGGGCGGCUGGGCCUGGGGGGAGGAAGAAUGCAGCAGAAACGCAACAUUCAGAUCAUCGAGUGGGAGGACCUGGACAAGCGCAAGUUCUACUCGUUCGGCGUGUUCAUGACCAUGACCAUCCGCGCCACGGUGUACCCGGCCACGCUCAUCCGCACGCGGCUGCAGGUGCAGAAGGGCAAGUCGCUGUACAGCGGCACCUUCGACGCCUUCUUCAAGAUCCUGCGGGCGGAGGGCGUGCGGGGCCUGUACCGCGGCUUCAUGGUCAACACCUUCACGCUCAUCUCCGGCCAGGGCUACAUCACCACCUACGAGCUGGUGCGCAAGUACGUGUCGCGCUACUCCCACAACAACACGCUCAAGUCGCUGGUGGCGGGCGGGUCGGCCUCGCUGGUGGCGCAGAGCAUCACGGUGCCCAUCGACGUGGUGUCGCAGCAGCUGAUGAUGCAGGGCCAGGGCGAGCACCUCACCCGCUUCAGGGUCAAGCCCAAGAUGAUGGUGGCGGCCGGGAAGCACAAGUUGACGUUCGGCCAGACGAGGGACAUAAUCCUGCAGAUCUUCGCGGCGGACGGCUUCCGCGGGUUCUACAGGGGAUACGUGGCCUCCCUCUUGACGUACAUCCCAAACAGCGCCGUCUGGUGGCCUUUUUAUCACUUUUACGCAGAGCAGCUGUCCAACAUGGCGCCCAGUGAGUGUCCUCACCUGAUCCUGCAGGCCAUGGCAGGGCCGCUGGCUGCAGCCACCGCGUCCACCGUCACCAACCCCAUGGACGUGGUGAGGGCCCGAGUGCAGGUGGAAGGCCGGACGUCGGUCAUUGAGACUUUUAAAACACUGCUGGCGGAGGAGGGUGUCUGGGGAAUGACCAAGGGCCUCUCUGCUCGCAUCAUCUCUUCCACGCCCACAGCCAUCGUCAUGGUGGUGGGGUACGAGUCGCUGAAGAAGCUGAGCCUGAGGCCUGAGCUGGUGGACUCCAGGCACUGGUAGUGGAUGCAGGGCCCCACCCCCCAUCGGCCCUGGCAGUGCCUCUCCUGUCUGAUAUCUUUCCCGGGGUCCCCUCAACCCACAUCUCUUUUGUUGGCCUUUUAACUCUUCGUUGCCUCGUGAUGUUUCCUUGCGGAGGGGUGGGGGUAUUUUAACCGUUAUUUAGAUGCCGGGUAGGAUUCAGUCAAAAGUUGGAAGUCACUUUCUCUGACUAUGCGUUUUAUUUUGAAAAAUACAUCAAUCAAUCAAAAAAAAACCAAAAAAAAAAAAAAACCCAAGCAGAGAAAUUUUAUCUGCCUAUUUAAAUUACAAGGUUCAAAAUGGUUUUGCAUUGUAAUGGUCGCAGAGUAGACUUUGAUUGACAUUAAUAUAUACAGACUGGGUACAAUGUGAGUGGAAAGUUAUGUCCUUUUUGAGUUCUCGAAGAUUUUAGCGACCAGAUUCGGAGAACUAAAGUGAUCAUUAGUGCACACUGUUCCCACCACACAGACUCACUCAUAGACAAUCCAAACCAGCGCUGUGUUAAAACAGCAGUAUAUCAGAAUACCUGUAUGUGUCCCUCAGUCCACCACGGAUGAGUGUUUCCUGACAGGGCAGGGGUUCACUUUGCUUAAAAGCACGGUUAAAAUACAGAAAGCCACCAAUGAAGCUCAAGUGCACAAUAUAGGGAAGAGAAUAACAAAAAAAUGUAUACAGUAGCAAGGUUGUACAUUGAUUUCAUCAGCUAUGUUCCUCCUCCGAUGAGAGUUCAAGAGGAAUUACUGUGAUUGGGGGUCGAAGGGGUCCUAAAGCAGCCAUGCUUGAAAUGGUGAGCAUCUCUGGGAAAAGCUCAAGAUUCAAUACAAAAUGUGUGUAUGUAUAUAUAUAUAUAUAUAUAUAUAUAUAUAUAUAUAUAUAUAUAUAUAUAUAUAUAUGGUGGAUAGUUUUGGGCCAAAGUGAGCUUUUUAGAAAUGUAUGUAUUUAGUCCUGAUAGGGCAAGGAUACAGUGGACCUCAUCCUCUCUGCGCUUUUGAGGGUUUUUGAAAAAACACCCCCCCCUUUCAAUGUAAAAGGUUUCAGUUCAUUUCAUUAACCAAUCCAGUCCUCUCACACAUUCCUAAACAGCUUGUUGCAGUAUGGAUCACAGCUUUCGGACAGGUGAUUGUUCAGAGAUGACCCUGCUAUUGAAAUCCUUUCGUUUGCAAGACUGUAUUUAUUUCUUUCCACUAUUUGAAUAUUUCCAAUGGUGACUGAAUAAAGUGAAGUUAAAGGUAUCCAUGUAACUCGGUGAAGGUAAUGUGUCAGAAACUGGGGGUGGGUUCACCGACUGGUUGAAAUAAGUUUCUCACAGUGGACUAACAAAAAACUACAGCAUGUAAUGGCAUGUUUCCAGAUUACGGAGUCUACAACUAGCAGUCAGCUUGGAUUUAGGCGUCUAUAGGUGAACAUUACAGAUCUUUUAACUGGAGAAGAGACGCAGUGUUCUAAUGGAAAGCUGGUGCUCACAUUGAUACAGCUUUUAUGCAUCGUGGGCAUAAAAAAUUAACCAAUGUUCGUAACAUGGAGGUGGCAUUCACGCUGCAAGGUAUCCAGAAAAGCGACUACCUGUGUGAAUCAAAAGAAAGGGUGCUAAAUUAUCAUUCUUUUUGAUUAAGGGGUUGGAGUGCAUGGGAUGAGGGAUAUUAGUCCAGUCCAUUUAGUGCAUACCUUUGUAUGGAGUGCCGCUUGUUCUACAAGCAUGGCUUUCCCAGCACCUUGACAUUCUGGGACGUCAUUUUAACAGAAUGAAGACUUCAAAAUGGAGGCGGUCAACAUGGGGGCCACAGUAUUGUAUCCUCUCUCUUCAGCAUGUGAUCAACUACACUGACUUCAGAAGAAAGAAAAUAUCCAUGUGAAAAGAAAUUGAUGAACUUCAUCAUUAAGUCAUCUGAAUUCUUCACUCUUGACUCUUUUACCUCAGGCCAUGUACAGCGAGACAAGUUCGACAAAGCCAAGACUGUCUUGUGUACACUUCUAAGAACAAUCCUCUUCUGAUGGUAGUGAACCCUCGUGAGAGAAACCUACCCCUACAAGUGUUUUAUUUAUUUUCUCACCUUUUGGUUUUUACCGGUUUCUGGUAAGGGUCCAGGUGUGCCUGUGAAAGUCCAGACAAGUAGGGAAAAGUACUCCAAUGGUGGACUUAAAAUUCCCAUAAGCACUGGUUCAGAACACUGCAAAACAUUUGACUGUUGAACUCACUCCUGGUCAGGUGACUUACCUUCUCAGGUCUUCAGCUGAAGGUGGGGAGGCAUACGGUCCCUUCAGCCUUCUGCACCUGUAAAUACACGCACCCGAGCGUGCCGAGGGCUUACAAAAGCCCCACAGAUCCCUCAGACUAGCGGAAUAACUAACGAUGUUUAAUAAGGUUGUGUACCUGUAGAGGGCGCACUAUACUACAUAGUGACAUAGCUGUAAAAAGAUGUAUGAACAUUGUUUUGUUUUUUUUAAACUAGACAGCGUCUCCCUCAGUGCAUUAUGUGUUGUCCACACACUCCCCAACAUCAUUCUGAUUGCCUCUACCGCAAAGUGGUCCCUUUAUUUAAAUGUGAAGUUUCAGUGACAGUGUCGAACAUUUCUGCAUCCUGAAGUUGUGUGUACUUUAUUCAUGAAUGCGUUUGCUUAAGUAAUAAUUUGCAGUCUCCAAAAGCACAUCUUGUUACUAACAACCUAAUAAAAUAUCAAAUGUGAAACCCCA
Messenger RNA from Conger conger (European conger), 4022 nucleotides. RefSeq names its product solute carrier family 25 member 44a (gene slc25a44a). NCBI's taxonomy places the organism in Eukaryota, Metazoa, Chordata, Actinopteri, Anguilliformes, Congridae. Gene Ontology annotation, biological process: transmembrane transport; branched-chain amino acid catabolic process. Bases 359 to 1312 code for a protein of 317 amino acids. The transcript is spliced from 4 exons. Gene Ontology annotation, cellular component: mitochondrion. The record is from RefSeq and is a predicted model, not a curated record. Gene Ontology annotation, molecular function: branched-chain amino acid transmembrane transporter activity.